Messenger RNA from Magallana angulata, 756 nucleotides. RefSeq lists its product as uncharacterized. The record is from RefSeq and is a predicted model, not a curated record. Lineage: Eukaryota; Metazoa; Mollusca; Bivalvia; Ostreida; Ostreidae. The transcript has a single exon. Bases 1 to 756 code for a protein of 251 amino acids.
AUGGUGGCACGUUUACCAGAGGAAAAAAUUGAUAAAAUUGUCGGGUUGCGUGGUGAGUUUAAAGUAAAGAAAAAGGUCACGUUGCGAGAAUUAGAAUCGCUGAUUGGUUUACUGAACUUUGCAUGCAGUGUAAUUGUUCCAGGUCGGGCUUUCCUGCGACGACUUCAGGAUUUAACAAAAGGUCACAGUUGUCCAAAAUUCAGAAUCACUCUCAACUCAGAAGCUAGGGCUGAUUUACAAGCCUGGUUCAAUUUUGUUAGUAACUACAAUGGAAAAUCCUGCUUCCUAUUUCAAAAAUUGAUUUCUUCAGAUGUUCUAAAAUUGUAUUCAGAUGCAGCUGGAGUUCAUGGGGGCUUUGCAGCUGUUUUGGGGUCAAAAUGGUUUGUAAGUGGAUGGCCACCAGACAUGAAGGAUUUACAUAUAACAAUAAAGGAGUUAUAUCCUAUAGUUUUGGCUAUUGAAAUUUGGGGCAAGACUCUAGAAAACCACAAAGUUUUGUUUAUGACAGACAAUGAAGCAGUGGUAGGAAUUAUCAAUUCAACUACUUCUAAAGACAAGGUUUUGAUGAAGCUAGUUCGCAGAUUAGUUUUGGCAUCCAUGAAAUUCAAUAUAUAUUUUAGAGCAAAACACAUAGCAGGAAAAUCAAAUGUGGUUGCUGAUUUCCUGUCUCGAUUUUCCUUUCAGAAGGCUCGGCAGGUUGCUCCAUGGUUAAGCCAAACACCAGUCUCAGUUCCGGAACAUCUCUUGAGUCUGUAA